UUGUCCAUGUCUUCCCUUUAUAUACUCCUCUUCUCCUUCCUUUCCUUCUCACAACAGAAAAACAUUGCAACUCCAAAAUCGAGAAGCAUAAAAGCAUCACCAAAAUAUAUCCACUACCACCUCGAUCAAGAUGGCGCCCGGCGUAUUCAAGCGCUCUCUUUCAUUUCCUAACAAAAUUCCUAGCCGCACUCCAUCAAAACCACCCAUCUCUUACCACAAUAGAUCCAUCAGUCUUCCAUGCAGAUCACACCCCUUGAUUUCCCAGCUCAAAAAUGAGAUCGACGAGCUCAAAACUUGGUCAUCGAAGCUCGAAAGCCGAACUUCUGCUUGGCUUUGUGAUGGCUUAAGUCGUCUUAAGGACGUUCAAGAUUGUUUAGACGAUAUCCUUCAGCUACCCCAAACACAAGAAUCUCUUCGUCGACAGCCUACAUGGGCUGAGAAGAUUCUUGAAGACUUUCUUCGCUUCGUCGAUGUUUAUGGAAUCUUCCAAACAUUAGUUUUGUCAGUUAAAGACGAUCAACGUGCCGCCCAGGUGGCUAUAAGGAAGAAAGAUGACUCAAAGAUUGCUUUAUGCAUCAAGUCUCGCAAGAAAAUGGCUAAAGAAAUGGAUAAACUCGUUUCCACAGUUCGAUGCAUCGCACGAUGCCAAUUUCCGGGAUUGGAUUCAGGCCUCUCUGUUGCAGAUGCUGAGUUGGUUGGUGUUGUUAUAGAUGUUAUCGAAGUCAGCAUGUUGGUUUCGGUUGCGCUUUUUAAUGGAAUCUCAUUGUCAUUUAAGUCAAGAAAAUCGUCCUGGAUUGGACUGAGGUUGCCGAACAAGGAAAAGAAGAUUAAGAUUGGAGAAGGAAUCCAAGAAUUUCAAGAAAUUGGUGUUGAGAGGUUGUGGGGAUUGAGAAAGAAGGGAUAUGAAGAGGUGAGGAUGGUUUUGAAAAGGAUGCAAGACUUGGAGGAGUGUAUUGGUGAUAUUGAAACUAGUGGCCGAAGAGUGUUUAGGAGUUUGAUUAACACUAGGGUUUCAUUACUCAAUAGUCUCACGCAAUAGAGAGAGGAACAAAAUACAUCAUGCAAUUUAGUUUUUACUUUAUUUUCUCUUUUCUCCUGUUUCUUCAGUGAAAGCAAAUGAAAAUUGUCAAAAUUAGUGUCAGGAUUUGAAUAGAAAUGGAAUAGUACUGUACAGUCUUUAAUAUCACAUCCUGCUUUGUUCUUAGA
Messenger RNA from Populus nigra (black poplar), 1206 nucleotides. RefSeq lists its product as uncharacterized. NCBI's taxonomy places the organism in Eukaryota, Viridiplantae, Streptophyta, Magnoliopsida, Malpighiales, Salicaceae. Gene Ontology annotation, biological process: shoot system development; root development. The record is from RefSeq and is a predicted model, not a curated record. Bases 131 to 1039 code for a protein of 302 amino acids. The transcript has a single exon.